AUGCAACUGGGCAAGACAACUCAAUUCUUAGACGCCCACUCUAACGACAAAGAUUUCAUCCUCGCAAAUGAGUUCAAAGUCAAAUACUCCAGAGAUGAAGAAUUUGACCCUGAGAUGUUUUUUGUAGGACUUGAUCCAGGAACGAUCAAGUAUAUGGGAGCAGCUCAACCUUCGACUAAGGCUGAAGACAAUGUAAUGUCUACUUCGGCAGAAGCUGGCGAUGUUUCUACCUCUGCGCCUGCGAUUGAGAUUGCAGGUGGGAAGGAGAUUCCUUACGUUGAUCUCGAUUAG
Aureobasidium musti is the source of this 291-nucleotide messenger RNA. The record is from the annotation of a GenBank genome assembly. NCBI's taxonomy places the organism in Eukaryota, Fungi, Ascomycota, Dothideomycetes, Dothideales, Saccotheciaceae.